Molecule: messenger RNA, 2441 nt
Organism: Rhincodon typus (whale shark)
Lineage: Eukaryota; Metazoa; Chordata; Chondrichthyes; Orectolobiformes; Rhincodontidae
Product: GRB10-interacting GYF protein 2-like
Exons: 4
Coding region: 35-472 (145 amino acids)
Biological process (GO): insulin-like growth factor receptor signaling pathway
Cellular component (GO): vesicle; proximal dendrite; membrane
Source: RefSeq, a predicted model, not a curated record
GUCGCAAGAUGGAUUUACCUUAUGGUGUGAACAGAUGUUACAUGUUCUCAACACAGCCAACAAUCUGGAUGUCCCUACAUUUGUCUCGUUUUUGAAAGAAGUUGACUCUCCUUAUGAAGUCCAUGAUUAUGUCCGAGCUUACCUUGGUGACACGCCAGAAACAAAGGAUUUUGCAAAGCAGUUUCUAGACCGACGUGCCAAACAGAAAGCUAGCCAACAACGCCAACAGCAACAGCAGCCAGUACGGCAGCAACAGGAUUCAGCAUGGGCUGAGAGUCAUACAGGUCUGCAGCCCAUCUAUUCAUCAAAUCACAGCAGAAAUCAACAGUCUAAUUUUGAAUCUGUGCAGUCUGGGAAAAAGAAGAAAAAACAGAAGAUGAUACGUGCUGAUCCCAGCAUUUUAGGUUUUUCUGUCAAUGCUUCAUCUGAGCGCCUGAACAUGGGAGAAAUUGAGACACUUGAUGACUACUGAACAUAAGAAAAUGCUUGAUUUAUUUAAAAAUGAGUUGUUAAUCAUGAAUUCUGAAUGCACCAACCAAUAUCAGUUAAUUAAAAAAAAACACAAAUCUAUCAACUUGAGUUCCUGUCUGUCUUUGGUACUUCAACACUUGUUUCUCAUGGCCCUUCCUUACAUAGUACAAUCAUGUUUCAAGUACAGAGCAGUCUCUUCAAAAGCCUUUGCACCAAUCUGCAUGGUUUCAAGCAUAGAAUCACAUUUUUCACAGUGUAAUAUUAAUGGUGCAAUUAAACAUAGUGCAUUUGUUCUAUAGAAAUGUGUUUCCUUAUCACUAUUAUUGGAUUUUAUUCAGAAUACAUGAUUAACUGGUCUAUUCAGUGUUGGUCACAUUAACAUCCAUUCUUUGAACAUUACAGAACAAUCAUGUCAGUAAUGUAUUUAUAAGCUAAUUCUAUAAUACACAUUGAAGUGCUUGCUUUAGUACUGAGGUGUAUUAAAAGUGGUUUGGAUAUUAUAAGGAUAUCCAUUCUGUUUCUGUAAGAAGUAACACCUAUUCUGUCUAGCCCAUUUUAAAGAGAUUUUAGACUAUGUUUUUGGCCUUGUACAGUCUUUUGAAAUUAAUAUAUUUGCGAUAUUCAAUACACUAUAGCCGUCUUAAAAUAUGCAGUUAAAAACAAUGAAAAAGUUGGUUGAAAUAUUUCCGGGAAUCCAGAAAUCACGGUAUUCUUCGUUAUACAGUUGCUGCAUGAAGGCUGCAAUGUGUAACUAGAGACAUCUAAAAAUUUCAGUUUACAAUACUGUUCAACAUGCAUGUGCAGGCCAAUGCCCAGGAAGGAGCUUCUUCUCUUCAAAGGGCUGUACCCACUUCUUGUUCAGGUUAUAUUUUAAAAUUGUUGGAACUCAAAUCUUUUACAGCAUCUUGGUCGAAUCAAAGUUUGUUUUGCAACAUAAAGAUGGCUAUGGAAAAAAAAAUGCUGCAGCUACUGUAUGCCACCAGUUAUAGUGCAACAUUGAAUUUGCAACUUAUUUACUGUAUUUAGGUGUACAGAAGAUUCCCUUUGAAAGGGAACUUGGGUAAUUGACCCUUUGGUGACUGAAGGACUCUUUUAGUUUCUGAGAAACAUGUUUUGAAUCACUUUUUUUUAAAAUAAGAUUCUGUAAAAACAUAAUGCUAAAUAUUAGACUGAGAAGAGUUAUAUACACAGAACAUGUCUCUAGUGUACAUUCGGAAUUAAAAUGCAGUGGAUCCUGCUUACUGUCACUGCUUUCUUCAUGUCACUUUUCUAAAGCCAAUAUUUUUAAUGGUUUUCCAAUUCUGUUCAAAUUAAUUUGAGUUUGUUUUUGUUUAAAAGACACUUGCAGCACUCCUCCUUUCCCCAUUGCCCCACAGUGGCAUAGAUAAAUUUGGCAGCUUAAGUGCUGGUGAGGAAGAGAUGUGGACUACAGCACAAGGUUAGACCUCCUCUCUCUUCUCUGUCUUCUCCACCAUGUCCCCACCCUUCCAAAAGACCCUCCAACCCACCACCAUUCUGGCACUACAAGUUAGAGCUCACCACACGACACUUCCUGUGGUCCUUUUGCUUGCUUUAUGCACCUGUACACUUUAUGAAUACUAUCUUAUCCCAGGCAGAUGCAAAUGUUUGCAGCUCAUGGGGUGAAGGAAACAUCAUCCAAAUCUCCGCAAAUGCCCCCUUGGUCCUUAACUUGUGUUUUCUACAUUUGUUAAUGUCAUCUUGAUUGCAGUCAUUUAUUUAGCUUGUUAAUAAAGUGACUGUAAGAGGAACUCUUGUGUUGAGAUGAUGUUUAGAAUGUCCGACUGGAGUGAAGGGCAUCAGUUGUUUCGCUAUAUUGGAGUGUGCACUAAAUGUCUUCACAUUGCAUACUAUUCCAUGUCCUUAAAUGCAUGAUUUAUUUAAAAUUUGAAAUCUGAAAACAUUGAAAAAUAUUCUGUACAAUAAAAUUUGUAUGCAGGUUUUCAAACUAA